Messenger RNA from Colletotrichum truncatum, 1539 nucleotides. Its product is annotated as C6 zinc finger domain containing protein. The record is from RefSeq and is a predicted model, not a curated record. NCBI's taxonomy places the organism in Eukaryota, Fungi, Ascomycota, Sordariomycetes, Glomerellales, Glomerellaceae. Gene Ontology annotation, biological process: positive regulation of transcription by RNA polymerase II. Gene Ontology annotation, cellular component: nucleus. Gene Ontology annotation, molecular function: zinc ion binding; DNA-binding transcription factor activity, RNA polymerase II-specific; transcription cis-regulatory region binding.
AUGACAUUCCUUACGAAAAGCAACAAAAGCAACCGUCGUGGUGUUCAAUUGAAGCAAGAAUUUGACGGUGGGCUUGCAGUCAUGGAGGGACCCAAAAGGCGACGCACAGGCUGUACAGAGUGUCGACGGAAGAAGUCAAAGUGCGAUGAGAAGAAACCAGUCUGCUCUCGCUGCUUAAAGUACCCUAGACUCUGCUGUUAUGAGCUAAAUGUGAAAACUACGGCAUUCAAAACACCCACGCCAUUGUCCCGACAGACUCCACCACCACCUAACCUUCCUGUCUCUAAGCCAUGUCAACUGGCUACUCACGAAUGGAUGCUAUCACCUCCUCAGUCACCCGGAUCAGUGCUGCAUGACUACAGAAUGACACCAUUUCCCAUGGUUCAAUCUCACAAGUACCGAUUUUACUUCCAUCAUUUCAUCGCGCAUACCGCAUCAAUCUACUUCCCACUUCAGCCGGAUUCUUUGCUCAGUUUUGCCAUACCAGUGGCAGAAAGCAGCCCCCCAAUGCUUACGGCAAUAUUAGCCGCAAGUUGUAGCCAUCACUACAGACUAAAAGGAAAUAUACACUCAAAAACUUCUGCGAUGGAAGCAACAGGUCAAUGUCUUUCCAGUCUCCGCGCAGCGAUCAUGACCAGACAUUCAGGAGGCGAAAGUGCGACAUUGCUUGUGACUUCGUUGAUGCUGGCAACGACAAGUUUAUGUGCGGGAGACACAUCUACCUACCGAAAGCAUCUCAACGGCGCUAUUAAUAUCGUUCGCCGAGAUGGCAAGCGGCAUAGUACAGAUGCUUUAUGGGCCCUCGGUCUCAAAUGGCUUGCUCAGCUGGUCCUGAUGAACAGGAUUUCCGGACUGCCCUUGCCUGUUCAACAACGAAAAGGACAUCUCGACUGGAUACAACUUCUCGAGAGCAUGCCAGGGCCUGGCCAUAUUGAUACAAUAACUGGCUUGUCCCUCGACCUGGCCACAAUACUAAACCAAGUUUGCGACUUGUCUGAUUCAAACUCUCCUAAAGUAACAGAAUUAGAAAACGCGUCACAAACAGAGAGCGAUGAAGAAAAGAAACAAAUACUUCAGGCCAACAUACUCAAAGCCCAGUCACUCGAGACGCUCUUGCUAUACAUAAGAAGCCAAACAUCUUCACCCGAGCCAACAGAAUUCUCGACGGAACUAGAUUGUACACACAAACUUUUCAUCAACGCAACGCUUUUAUCUCUCUAUCGACGCUUUUAUGGUCUACCCAAGAGCCAUGAAAAGGUUCAGUCAGCUGUUGAAUCUAUCCUAGAAUUACUUCAGAAGAUCGACCUCCAUUCUAAAGUCAAUGUACCACUCUUAUGGCCACUUCUUACAGCGGGAUGCGAAGCGAUGACAGAAGCCCAACGAUCAAUAAUCGCCACGAGAAUGAUAGCAAUGGAAUCACACGGACUGGGCAAUUGCAAGAUUGUCUACGGCUUUAUGACAGACUACUGGGAACGUGGGAAUGAUACGCAAUGGGAAACUUUCGCUAAGCAGAUGGGUGUUGAUUUGGUUUUGUUCUGA